AUGCUUCUCGGUACAAGGCGGGCCAUCUUCUUAGGUGAGAAUGGAGAAGUCUCCAUGAAAGACAUCGCGGAAGAAUACAAGCCAGCGGGGGACCAGGUUCUCAUCAAAGUAAAAUAUUCGGCUAUUAAUCCGGCAGAUCUUAAGCACGCACUUGUCGGUCUUGCUGGCUCCGUCGCCGGUUAUGAAUGGGUCGGCACUGUAGUCGAACUGGGCGACUCUACCUCCUUCAAGAUCGGCCAAGAACUUUUUGGCAUAAGCAUGCCUGGACAUCGUCGACCAUUGUAUCUCGGGGCACAUCAAGAUUAUCUCAUAGCUGAUGGGUAA
Messenger RNA from Penicillium lagena, 324 nucleotides. RefSeq lists its product as uncharacterized. Gene Ontology annotation, molecular function: oxidoreductase activity, acting on NAD(P)H. The transcript has a single exon. Bases 1 to 324 code for a protein of 107 amino acids. The record is from RefSeq and is a predicted model, not a curated record. NCBI's taxonomy places the organism in Eukaryota, Fungi, Ascomycota, Eurotiomycetes, Eurotiales, Aspergillaceae.